CGACCACAUCACAACCAACACAUUCACCAUGAGCCACUUCGAGAACGUCGACGCCGUCGCCAACCCCCAGCAGGGCGAGUUCAAGCCCUCCGUCAAGCCGACCGGUCCUCUUGAAGAGGGUGGUGUAUGUUUUCUGUCACAUCCAGGAAUGAUGGAUGUACUAACAGCAUCCAGCACCAAAUAGGCAGAAAGGUCGCCCCCGCUGAUUUCGUCCCCGAAUUCCGCGCUGAGACGCAUCCCCCCGGCACGGCGCCCGCCAGCAGCUCCUACCAGCCUAACCCCGUCGGCGAAUCCGGUAGCCAGGCCCUGAACCCUAAUGUCGAGCGUGCUCAUGGCAAGGAGUCGGUGAAGACUUCCGCGGGUGAUACUUUGGGGGGCGCUACUUCACAGGACGUGCACACCGGGUUGGGCCAUCCCGGUUCGGGCCAGACGAGCAGCGAGCUUCGCCAUGACGGACAAUCUGGUCGCAAGGGCCAGAGCGCGGGUCUGGAGCAGGUCGGCGCUUCCGGGAGUGACAAGUUUGAGAGGCAAAUCCCGGGCCAGCGCGGGCUGGAACGCGACGAGGCUCAGGCUGGUCAGCGCGGAGACAAGGGCGCGUUGGCAGCUGAGGACAGGGACCCCGAGCCCGCCGAGACGGCGGCGGCGGAGUGGAAGUAUGAGCCUUCGACUAAGAGGGCAUAAGCGGAGCAUCACCGGGCUGGACCUUGGUUGGAUUCUGAACUGAAGAUGCUUAUGCUAUUUAACGAAUCAUUGUAUUAAUAAAACUGCGUCUAUCGGUAUGGGUAUCGUGUGUAUACAUAGCGAAUCAAAUUGCAAUGAAGAUGGCCGUGAUCGA
This is a messenger RNA of Aspergillus ibericus CBS 121593, 835 nucleotides long. RefSeq lists its product as uncharacterized. The record is from RefSeq and is a predicted model, not a curated record. The coding region runs from base 127 to 681 and encodes 184 amino acids. NCBI's taxonomy places the organism in Eukaryota, Fungi, Ascomycota, Eurotiomycetes, Eurotiales, Aspergillaceae. The transcript has a single exon.